CCCCAUUCUCAGUUUUCAUCGCAUUGUACCUAUACCAAAAUACCCGCUACAAAGCCGUGGAUAAUUAUACUUGGUCUAAAAAGGUUUAUGACUACAAGAAAGCCUGGAGAUGGAGCAGAAUGCAAUAUUCGAUAUUAUCAUAUUGGCACGACAGAAAGACUGUUUUAAAUCGGAUACAACGACGUCAUAAAAGACGUCAAGGCUACUCUACAGUCUGAACCGAAUGAAGUAAGAAUCAUGGCAGGAGCUCGUGUACUUUCGAUAAUCUUGUAUGUCUUAUGCGUAUAUUGUAUCAUUUAUUUUGCUCAGCCAGAUGUCCAAUACCCGUCAUAUUGCCAAUAAAUACUUGACGGCUGGCUCAAACCGCCCACAUUCCUGGCAUCCCGACACCAAAUACAGCCUUGAACCGACUUUGUUUCCAGGCACCGGCUCCGCUACAAAGCCUCGAACUGCAGACAACACCAGUGUGGGAGCAAUAAUUCUGUCGGUGGUAUGGGGUACUGUCUGUUUAGAUUCUUGUAUAUCUUAUUUGUAUUGUAUGUUGUGUAGUUAUGGUUGUUUGGCUAGUUUCUUCCUCAAAGAUAAGGCAUCUAUAGACUUGUUUGUUUUGUUUGCAGAUCUCCUUGGCUGUCCUCAACUUCGCCAGUCGAUAGAUACUCUUCGUGCUUUUGUUCCCAAGUUAUUUAUUGCUUUUAUUUUAUUAAUCCUCUUGUAUUCUUACGGACCUAAAGCUACUGAAUCAAAAAUAUUCACUUCUGAAGUGUGAGAGAAGGUCUAUAGAUAGCGCAGUGAGUGUUAUGAGAAGUAUAUGCGUAGUAUUCACGGUACUAAUCGCUGAUGUCCUGUCCUCGGCCAUCAGCGAGGUUAAGACUUUAUGUCGCGGUCAUGUGAUGUGCGGGUGCUUAUUAACCGCAUGUGCGUGUUAUGUACAUGCAUAAGUCCGCUAUGCGGCUUUGUAUCCUAACAUGAAGAUCACGGCCGG
Messenger RNA from Aspergillus glaucus CBS 516.65, 982 nucleotides. RefSeq lists its product as uncharacterized. The coding region runs from base 272 to 766 and encodes 164 amino acids. Lineage: Eukaryota; Fungi; Ascomycota; Eurotiomycetes; Eurotiales; Aspergillaceae. The transcript has a single exon. The record is from RefSeq and is a predicted model, not a curated record.